Python bivittatus (Burmese python) is the source of this 758-nucleotide messenger RNA. The record is from RefSeq and is a predicted model, not a curated record. Lineage: Eukaryota; Metazoa; Chordata; Lepidosauria; Squamata; Pythonidae.
AUUUUGGCAGUGGAUCACCACUCAGAUAAUAAGGAUCGCUGGAGUGGUACAAACCUAUUUUGGAGGCACCAUGAGUGGUGAACCGCCUUCAGAGGACAAGCUUCUGGAGCUGAAUGUCCAUUCCCAUUUCAUCAUUGGCUCUGUUUCGGAGGAUAACUCUGAGGAUGAGACAGGCUCCUUGGUGAAAAUUGACCUGCUGGAAGACAAAGACCAAUCAAUCUCACCGGUCUCUAUCAGUUCGGACUCUCUUUCAGACCUGGGUUCUUCUAGUGCUCAAGAGGCUCUUCAUAUGAGGCCAAGCAUGUCCGGCCUCCAUCUCAUGAAACAAGGCCGAGAUAGGAAGAAGGUGGAUCUCCAGAGAGAUUUCACAGUUGCAUCUCCAGCAGAAUUUGUCACCCGUUUUGGAGGGAACAAAGUUAUUGAGAAGGUUCUCAUUGCCAAUAAUGGAAUAGCAGCAGUAAAAUGCAUGAGGUCCAUCCGACGUUGGUCUUACGAGAUGUUCCGGAACGAGCGAGCCAUUCGUUUCGUGGUUAUGGUGACGCCUGAAGACUUGAAAGCCAACGCAGAAUAUAUUAAAAUGGCUGAUCAUUAUGUCCCAGUGCCUGGAGGUCCAAAUAAUAACAACUAUGCAAAUGUGGAGCUGAUACUGGAGAUUGCAAAACGGAUUCCAGUACAGGCAGUGUGGGCAGGCUGGGGCCAUGCCUCGGAGAACCCCAAACUUCCAGAACUGCUCCACAAAAAUGGAAUUGCUUUCAUGG